UUUGAAUACUCUUUCAAUUUCUUCUCCUUUAAAACAAUUCAAGGAGAAUGUCAUCGUGCAUGAUUAUACGUGGCGCAUAUGACAGUAGAAUGGAUAUCGUCUAAGAGAAUGCGGAUAAUCGCAGAUAGAUUUCUGAGACUGCAAAGUGUAAUUGUGGUAUAUGCUUUAUUUGCAAAAAGGUGACCAUCUAUUAUACUAGAAUUAUGGAGAUAAUGAAUACCGAAAACACUGGCGAGUUGCAUGCAUCACUAUCUAUAAAGCACCACGACAGUCUCCUGUCAAUCUCAUGUAACUGGCAGAUCAGCAAUAAUAAGCAAUUUGUUGAUGCCGUCACCAUUACGCCAAUGCAGUACUCAUCUGCAAGAAUAAACUGCGAAGACGUAGCUUCUGUGGAUACUUGUAUUGCUUUACAACCAAUGGGUUCUAAUACAGAACCAUGUAUGCUGAAUAUUAAAGUAUCAAAUUGUCAGAAGAUAGCACGCAUUGCUAUUAUUUCUGAAGGUAACGUCCUAGAAAUCUUCAAACAAUUUGGAGAAUAUGAAACAACGAUACACGCGGAGUUUAUAGAUGAAUACGAGGAAAAUAUAGUAUUCCUUGGUGAAACUAUAAUACAUCCUCCUACUACGGAAAUUAGUAUUAAGUUUAUUAGAACAAAAAAUAAAGGCCCUCUUAUGUGGAUAUAUGGUAUAAGACUGUUUUUGACAGACUCUAUAAAAGAGGCAAAAUCUAGUGCCUUUGACAAUAUCAUACAGACUUUUCUCAAUAACGCUAGCAAUGGCAAAAUGAGUCAAGAGUCUGAGAUGGCAAAGAGAGUAUUUGACGGUAAACAGGAAAGUAUGAGGAAAUAUAGAGAGAAACUUUUGGAAACAUUUGCAGGCUCAAAAUAUGACGAGUAUAUAAAUAAAAUUGAAAGGAGCAAUAAUAAAAAACAAUUUUCAAAUUGUGGGGAUAAUUAUGAGCAGUCAAAUGCUACCGAAUGUAAAAAUAGAAUUGAAAGAAGAAAUAGUAAAACGGAAUAUCCAAAUUGUGGAGAGAAUUAUGAAAGAUCAGAUAUUAAAACUUGCAUUGAUAAUAAGACAGAGUCUAUAAAAGAGACAAAAUCCGGUAUUGUCAAUGAUAAAGAUUUUAUCCAAACAUUUCUCAGUAAUAUAUUUCUUGGUAAAAUAAGUCAACAAUUUAAUAUAACAAGAAUGUUUGAAUUUUACGAUAACCGCGAUAAUAAUAAAAUUACGAAUAACGAGCAGUUCAAACAGAAAAUUUUGGAAACUCUUACAUCAGACUCGGAUCAUUUCAAAUGGAAAAAUGAAAUUUCAAAAAGAGAUAAUAAAAAAGAAUGUCGGAAUUGCGAGGCUGAUCAUGAACAAUUGAAUUCUUUUGAAUGUAAAAACGGAAAUAUAAGAAGAAGUAGCGAUGAAAAUUGUACAAACCGAGAAGAUAAUAAGAAAUCCGAUAUAGAUAUUAGAAUCUAUAUCGACAAUAAAUUCCAUGAUAUAGAAAAGAGAUUGAUGGAAAGAAUAAAAGAGAUGGAAGCGAGUACCAAUCAGAAACUAGAUGCUAUUUUGGAAAGACUUGAAUCACGGCUGAAUGUACAGUAAAUGUAUUUUUUAGUUAUUAAUUUCUUAUUUUAAGAGUAAUAUAUUCUUUAUUAUAAUAUAGG
Trachymyrmex cornetzi is the source of this 1657-nucleotide messenger RNA. RefSeq lists its product as uncharacterized. The record is from RefSeq and is a predicted model, not a curated record. Lineage: Eukaryota; Metazoa; Arthropoda; Insecta; Hymenoptera; Formicidae. The transcript has 3 exons. The coding region runs from base 204 to 1595 and encodes 463 amino acids.